Molecule: messenger RNA, 486 nt
Organism: Protopolystoma xenopodis
Lineage: Eukaryota; Metazoa; Platyhelminthes; Monogenea; Polystomatidea; Polystomatidae
Source: the annotation of a GenBank genome assembly
AUGAGAGCCGUCACCACUUCCCCCCCCUCCCCCCUCCUUUCCAAUGGGCGAGGGUACCAAUUGUGGGUUUCACUGCCCCUUGACGCCGUGGAAUCGCCCUCUUACUCGCGACAGCCUGCUCCGAGGUGCCCCCUAAAAUCUGGGUCCGAGUCCCGCUCGAACGAUGGUAGAGUUGCUCUCUUAGACACAAUUCAACGUCACCGUCUGCACAAUCUUCACGCUAUCUCUCAGCAUAUGUUUCAGGCUCGCUUCAUAUCGACUAGCACUACAUACAGAAGUACUACGAUAAAAAUGGUGGACAGAACGACCACGACCACGACCAUGACCCCCACCACCACCACGACCGCCGAUCCACCCGCAUUAAUGAUACUCUUCAACAUCAUCAUUAGCCGCAAAGUCACCCUCAAAGCUGGCCUCGUCCGUAGGCUUUAUGCUAUCACCGCCGUAGGCAUUAGCGUAGAAAUUGCCGUCUCAAAUUAUGCCUGA